Molecule: messenger RNA, 4339 nt
Organism: Brassica rapa (field mustard)
Lineage: Eukaryota; Viridiplantae; Streptophyta; Magnoliopsida; Brassicales; Brassicaceae
Product: GDSL esterase/lipase At1g54790
Molecular function (GO): hydrolase activity, acting on ester bonds
Source: RefSeq, a predicted model, not a curated record
UUGAAUCAAGGCUUCCAUUCAUGAUUUCUGAAAAAGUAGUUAAAGAUAAAAAAAACUACCAUCAUUUUUCAGGGAUGAAUUAGUGACGUUGGAGUGACUUGUGAUGGAGAUUUUGUAUUCAUGGCUCGUCGGUCUAUACUUUCCGCCAGAAGGAGUUACAAAGAAGUUCUCACUGAACCUCCAUUGCCCAACCUGAAGCUUCUUAACACGAGGAAAGAAGACUCUCUUAUAGGUAGUGAUCGCAGAAGACAAAAAACAACAAUGUAUAUAAGCAUGAUCGUCAAUCAGAGUUAUGGUAUUAUAGGACUUGUAUACUAACAUGAUCGUCAAUGCUGUUAUGGUAUUAUGGGGCUUGUAGUAUAAGAAGAGAGGAUCAUGUAUAGUAUCAUGAAGAUAACGUACCGGUUAUUAUAAUAGUAGACAACGUGCCGGUUUAGGUAGUUUAAUGAACCAAAGAUGAUCGAUGAUAAUAUUAUUACUAUGUUGGUUUAAAUUAAGUUGUAAGUUAGGUUGAUAUAUCCAAGGAACCAAACACAUUUACAUGUCCAAACACGUGCUAUUCUAAAGGGAGUCCAAAAAUAAAUGAGUACUUUGAACUGGUAGAUUUUUUUUAGGACUCUAAAUUACUAGAGUAGAUUCACUCGCUACCUAAAAGCUCUCUUUUUUCAAUAUACACUGUACACAUUAUAGAUUAUUGUCAUAUUGCCCCCAUAUUCAACCGGUGAAACCUACUACAAAAAAAAAAAAAAAUUAAUUAAUGUAACAAGUAAAAUAUGUGGCCACGUUGUAUUCACUCACACCUCUCAAGAUAAUUAGAUAGCUUUCAGGAAGACAGAAGAUGAACGUGGUCUUUCAUUAUGCACACAUCUUCUUGUACUGAAUUUCUUCUCAUGAGAAGAACAACGAUGAAGACGUAUACGGUGAGCAGACAUUAACAACUCUUUCAUUUCUUUUCCUCCUUCUCUUAAAUCAUUGAUUCUCACAUCAUGUUUUUGUUUUCAUACUUUGUUUUCGUUUCUUUUUUUUAGUGAUCCAAUGGUGAAGAAUAACAACGGCGGACCGGUAAAAGUGUCGCCAUAUCAGAAAAAAGGAGAAGAGAUGAAGAUAAUCUCUAUAUGGUAGUGAAGAAUAACAACGGUGAACGAAGUGAAGGUGUAUCAGCAUGUUUGCCAAAAGAAGAAUUAAAGAAGAUGAACUUUUCGUCUAUACUAUAUUCGGGAAAGGAAUAGUCUAGUAUAUAUUCUUUAGUGUAGUUAUUUAUAUAAAAUUACUAUACUAUUUGGGAUAUAUCUAUACUAUUCCUUAAAAAUGUAAUCAUCUUUAUAUUUACAAAUUUGAUAGUUUUCUUCUAUGUCAUUUUGUGUAAUUGAUUAUAAUAUGAAAUUCAUACUAUAUUGGUUUAAGUGUAAUGAUUAAAACCAAUUUUGGAUAGAUGACAAAUAAACUCUUAUAUUAGUGUACUAUACUACAUUUCUACACUAUAAAUAAUAUUUAUAUUGUAUAAAUUAAAAUUACAUAAUUAUGUAUUAUUUUAGAUUUUGAUAUUUGGAUUUAGAGUUUAUAUUUGAGUUUAGGGUUUAGUAAUUAGUGAUUAAGGUUUAGUAUUUAGAGUAAUAGCGGUCAGUUUGAGGUCAAUAUUAGAUUUUGAGAUUUGGGUUUAGAGUUUAGGGUUUAGGGUGUAUACUUGGGUUUAAAGUUUAGUGAUUAAGAUUUAGGGUUUAGUAUUUAGAAGGCCGGGGUUGGGAUUUGGGUUUAGUGAACAUGUAUAGUUUCAUUUGUCGAUUAAUAAAGAGUGUUCUAUUUUGCUCACCAAUAUGUUUUAUACUAUUUAUUUUAUUCCAUUAUAUUUGAGUUUAGGGUCUAUACUUGGGUUUACGAUUUAGUGAUUAGAGUUUAGAGUUUAGUAUUUGGAAGGUGUGGGGUUAAAGUUUGGGAUUAGUGAUAGCAGUUUAGGGUUUAGUAUUGAAAAUGUGCCUUCAAGUGUCCGAUAUUGGAAAUUUUUUUAUAGAUUGUAUUUGGGUUUAUAGGUUCCUGCCUAGGGUUUAGAUUUACUAAGUAAAGGUUUGUGUAUAGUAAACCAUAUUAUAUACAUUCCAUUUGAGUUUAUGCUUCCUUUAUUAGGGUUUAGUUUUACUAAUCAGUGGCGUAUCUUGUAUUAUUGUAUUUUUUCGGGUGGGGAGAGCUUAUUGUUUGCAUUUCAUACUAUGGAUACAUCACUAGAUAAAUUUGAUUAUUUGGAACAUUUGUUUACUAUACUGUUUAGACUAUAUGAAAUAGAAGAUAUGCAACAUGCUAACCAAGUAAGUGUGAGUGUCCAAUAUUAGAAAACAAUUUGUAGAUUGUAUUUGGGUUUAUAAGUUUCUGUCUAGGGUUUAUAUUUACUAAGUAGAGGUUUGUGUAUAGUAAACCAUAUUAUAUACAUUCUAUUUGAGUUUAUACAUCCUUGAUUAGGGUUUAGCUUUAUUAAUCAGUGGUGUGUCUUGUAUAGUUUUCAGUAGAGGUUUGAGUGAGAUACAAUAGUACAUGCGUAACCGAGAUAGAAUAGUAUACACGCAAUCUGGUAAGCAUUAAAUUCUAAAUUCUUCAUGCAUUAAUCUUUUUUUAUCUGUAUUUAUUAAUGUGGUAAAAAAUACAAAAGUCACAUAAAUUGUGGGUCACAUAAAUUUGUGUCAACAUCACUUUUUAUUAUUUGUCACCGAUAAAUACACAUAUUUCACAUAGACGACGUGAACUUACCUUUUUUCCUUCACCUGCUACUUGUAAGACAAAGGAUUAUAACCGGAUGAAAGAAAACACAUUUGUUACUUCCCUAAUUAUGUCAAAAUCAUUUACCUGCACUUAAUUAAACUACCAAACUUACUUAGAUAUCUCUCAAAUUCUCCCUUAGAUGUAUGGGUGAAUUCAUAUAUUAUUAGAGAAAGAGAUGGGUAAGCCUUGCAAGCGAGCUUCAAAGCAACAAUCUUGCUUGUACAGUAUUUUCCUAUUUCCACAAUUUAAAGCAUCAACAUAUUUAAAAAGACAUAUACAAAUACGAACUCUAAAUCACAAAAGCCUAUUUGAAACAAGAACAGAGGUCUCGUUAAUAUUUUACUAAGAUGAGAAUCUCUUUUGUCGUCUUCGUGUUUGUUACCAUUUAUAUACAAAAAUCAAACUCCGUUGAUUUAAAAUAUUUGUCUGCUUUUAAUUUCGGAGAUUCUAAUUCCGAUACGGGUGAUCUCGUCGCUGGCCUUGGCGUUCAUCUUGACCUUCCUAACGGCCAAAAUUACUUCAAAAUUUCUUCCCAAAGAUUCUGCGAUGGACGUCUUGUCAUAGAUUAUCUAAUGGAUGCAAUGGACAUGCCGUUUCUAAAUCCUUAUUUGGAUUCACUAGGUUUACCGAAUUUCAAAAAAGGGUGUAACUUUGCAGCAGCCGGAUCCACCAUUCUUCCCGCAAACCCGACCUCUGUUUCUCCCUUCUCCUUUGAUCUUCAAAUCUCUCAAUUUAUUCGGUUCAAAUCUAGGGCACUUGAACUACUUGCUAAAACAGGAAGGAGAUAUGAAAAGUACUUGCCACCAUCUGAUUAUUAUGCAAAAGGACUAUACCUGAUUGACAUAGGCCAAAAUGAUAUUGCUGGUGCCUUUUACUCCAAGACUCUUGACCAAGUUCUUGCCUCUAUUCCUUCCACUCUUGAAACUUUUGAAGCUGGGCUAAAGAGGCUGUAUGAAGAAGGAGCUAGAAACUUUUGGAUACACAACACAGGACCGUUAGGAUGUUUGGCUCAAAAUAUUGCCAAAUUUGGGACAGAUUCAACAAAGCUUGAUCAGUUUGGAUGUGUUAGUUCCCAUAACCAAGCAGCCAAACUGUUCAAUCUUCAACUACAUGCCCUCUCGAACAAAUUUCAAGCCCAAUUCCCUGAUUCAAAUGUUACUUACGUUGAUAUUUUCUUGAUCAAAUCCAAUCUCAUCGCUAACUAUUCUCAAUACGGUUUUGAAAACCCCAUAAAGGUCUGUUGUGGAACUGGUGGAGCACCUCUAAAUUAUGAUAGCCGCAUUUCGUGUGGCCAAACUAAAGUCUUAGAUGGGACAACAGUAACGGCCAAAGCAUGCAAUGAUAGUUCUGAGUACAUAAACUGGGAUGGAAUUCACUAUACCGAAGCUGCAAACCAUUUUGUUUCAGAUCAGAUCUUAACUGGGAAGUAUUCUGAUCCAGCUUUUUCAGAUCAGAUGCCAUUUCUUCUAAGCAUAAAACUUUAAAAUGUGUAAUAAUUUGUUGUUUCAUUAAUUGUUUUUGUUCUCGGUCAUAGUUAUACAUAUACAAUGUUCAAAUAAACCGAUUUACCAAUAAAAUUUAACUUAAAAAA